Molecule: messenger RNA, 426 nt
Organism: Ramularia collo-cygni
Lineage: Eukaryota; Fungi; Ascomycota; Dothideomycetes; Mycosphaerellales; Mycosphaerellaceae
Exons: 3
Coding region: 1-426 (141 amino acids)
Source: RefSeq, a predicted model, not a curated record
AUGCCUCGUCAAGUCGCACCGCCGCCAUCUGGAGAGUUCCUCAUUCGCAUUGCGAAGCCAUUCUCCGGCCAAGCAAAGCACACUGUCGAAGUCAUUGGCGAGCCUAACCGACCUGCAAGCGUUCGCGUGCUCCAAACGAAUGGCGACGAGAAAGUUGGAGAUCUUCCCAAAGACGACGUCAACGAGCUCAUGAGCCUUGUCAGUGCCGUUCGAGGCUUCCCCAGUCACGCCACCAAGGACGUAUACGGCCUGGACACCAAGUUAGAAUUGAAUACAUUUGAAAUUCAAUGGGCUUCUGAUGAGGAGGACUCUGCAUCGAACGAGAUUCAAGAGGUUGGAGAUGAGACCAAAGAUGAGUUCAAGAGAGUGGUGGAUAGCAUCGAGGCUCUAGGCAGGCAAUUUGCGAAGAAUGAUUCUGCGAUCUAG